AUGGCUACCCAUAGCUGGCAGCACCGCGCUGCCGAGAUAGAGCCCACGCUGCGGAUUGCCUGCAUCGACAGCCCACCCGCCGCUGCAGAUACAGUACGCGGCGUCAUUUUCCUCAUCCACGGCUUCCCUCAGACCUCGUAUCAAUUCCGCCACGUCAUCGAACCGCUGUCACCGGCUGGCUAUCGCGUGAUAGCGCCCGAUUGCCGUGGUGCGGGAGCUUCGUCGAAGCCCCCUGACGGCUUUACGAAGACCACCAUGACACAAGAUCUCGUCCGGUUGCUCGACGUCCUUGGCGUCACGGAGCCCGUCCACGUCGUUGGCCAUGAUAUCGGAGGCAUGAUAGCAUACGACAUGGCAGCGAGAUACUCGUCGCGGGUUGCGAGCGUCAAUUGGGGCGAAUGCCCGCUGCGUGAGACUCCAAACGUCCUACCAACUUCGAAGUCUGACCUUGUUGCAGUCGAACAACGCACGCCGUACAUCAGUUCCACUUCAUCUUCCACUGCGUACCGGACCUGGCUCUCGCUCUAG
This is a messenger RNA of Anthostomella pinea, 528 nucleotides long. The record is from the annotation of a GenBank genome assembly. NCBI's taxonomy places the organism in Eukaryota, Fungi, Ascomycota, Sordariomycetes, Xylariales, Xylariaceae.